This is a messenger RNA of Mesorhabditis belari, 1275 nucleotides long. The record is from the annotation of a GenBank genome assembly. Lineage: Eukaryota; Metazoa; Nematoda; Chromadorea; Rhabditida; Rhabditidae.
AUGAGCAUGAGAUGGAGAUCACUUAUUGCAAACCUUAUAUCAAUUAUUGCUUUAUGGACAAAUUGUAACGCGGAUCCUGAUGUAUUCUCUUGUUUUCUUUUGUACAGCAAUCGUUACUUGCAGCGAUCGGGAGCGGUUUUUAUUGGGAAUUUGUCGUCACCGAGUGAAUGUCUUGAAAGAUGUCUACAGGCAAAUCGACUCAAUUUCUUGGAAUGUCGAUCGGUGAUGUGGAGAAGAGACACAAAUGAUUGUGUUUUAAGUCGACAUAGAAGAGUGGCAAGACGAGUGAAUGAGACAAAAGUGAUCGAGAAGUCUUUCGAGAACAAUGAAUGGGCAAAAGAUCAGAGGACAACGAUUCCGAUUAAAGAAAUUGAUGAAAAGAUUCUAAAAGAGAGUAUUAAUCAAAUCUUUGUAGCUGCUUCGGGUUUUAUUUCUUCAACGCCUGAUCCCAACUCUCUUGUCAAUGUUUUAUCAAGAAAACGAGCUAAAGUUUUUGCCUCAACCCAAUCAGUGCCACUUCAUCCGAUCACUCUAAAUGACAUUACGGGCACAACAACGAUUGACUCGAUGCCGAUUUCGAAUGAUUUCUCGGGAAAUUCUCGUCGAUCACACGUUGAACCUUCUCCAAUACAACCACUCGUCACAAAUCCCCUCAAUAGAACGGCUUUAAACCUCCAAAAACAAAUGAUCGAUUCUCCGAUUCGCUUGAAUACAUUUUAUAAAAACAGCAAAAAAUCCAUCCCGUUCUCAUCAGUCGAGAGUUUUGACUCAAGAUCAAAUGCUGUAGCUGUCAGUGGAGAUACAAUUCCUUCAAAAGUUUCUCCAAUUCGAACAAAUGUAAACACACAUGCGCACGUAUUUCGGAGGAAACAAAACGAGUUGACAAGGAAUGUUCGAGGCUCUGUAAUCUUAAUCCCAGCUAAAGGAGCAAAUCCAAGUCCGCCAACGAUCGCCCCAGCAAUAACAACCAAUACGAUUAAAGCGAUUCGACCCGGUCCCAUCACUCGUCACUACUACAAACCGAAUAGUAAGCCGAUCUGCAUAGUGAAUGGUGGAAGUUCAUCACAAACGAGAACAGCGCUUCAAACAUCGAAAACGAUUGACUACUACGAGAAUGUCUGUCCACCAGCGCAACCAAGAACACCAGAUCAACUCAUCAUUCCCAGCUUUAUCAUUUCUCGAUGUUUAACUCCAAUUGUGAAUACGAUACUGGAAGAUCUUGAUGCGUCACUUGUCACAUCCGCACAGACAUUGGAAGAGUGUCAAACCCGAUUU